Molecule: messenger RNA, 1302 nt
Organism: Fusarium proliferatum ET1
Lineage: Eukaryota; Fungi; Ascomycota; Sordariomycetes; Hypocreales; Nectriaceae
Exons: 3
Coding region: 1-1302 (433 amino acids)
Molecular function (GO): protein binding
Source: RefSeq, a predicted model, not a curated record
AUGGAUCCUUCAACACCGACACCAAAAUCUAUAUUGCGCGGACACAAAUCUCAAAUUCACACAGCAACAUUCAUUAGAUCCAAUGAGCGCCUCAUUACAGGCGACGCGGAUGGUUUUGUGGUGCUAUGGGACCUCACGAUUAUGCGCCCACGUGCUGUUUGGCGUGCCCACGAAAAGGCUCUAUUAGGUGUGGGCGGCUGGGGUGACGACAAAAUCAUCACGCAUGGUCGUGAUUUGAAGCUCAUAGUGUGGAAACUUGGCGAGGCGGAAGAGGAGCAUCUCAGCACAGCAUUGCCGGUGGAAGAAGUUGCAACACCAAGACCGCAACCAUGGAUGUUACAUCUCCUUGAAGUCAAUACCUUGAACUUUUGCGCUUUCGCCAUUUGCUCAAGUGCGCCUGGCUCCGUCGAUACCGCUUCUGAGGUGCUGAUCGCGGUGCCUAAUACUUUGCACUCAGAUGCUAUCGACAUCUACCAAUUGCCGUUGCAAAGACGGAUUCAUACCAUCAAGGCUGGUGAUAAAACGGGCAUGGCCAUGUGCCUUGCUCUCCUGCAUCACAGAGACGCUCUCACGCUUAUUGCUGCCUUUGAAAAUGGUUACGCAACUGUGCACCGUCUUGAGCCUGAUGACCAAUGGGUCGCAACGUACCAUUCCCAGGCUCAUUCACAACCCGUCCUGUCGUUGAGUGUCUAUAACGACUAUUUCAUCACGUCCAGCGCCGACUCUAUCAUCGCCAAACAUCCUAUUCCUACCGAUUUGUUUUUUCCUCUGGAAGACACUGUACGCCCUGAAAGCACCGAGCGUGUAGUGGAGAUAGUAGACGAAGAACCUAAGGCGAAGUCACUUCUAUCUACUGGCCUGAAGUCUUCGUCGUCACAGGGGCUGAAGCCUCCUCGUAAGGGCAUUGCGUGGAAAGAUCCGCUCAAAACUAUCAACACCAAACACUCCGGACAACAGAGUCUAGACAUACGAUCCGAUGGAAGAAUCUUUGCUACUGCAGGAUGGGAUUCAAAAGUGCGAGUGUACUCUACAAAAACCAUGAAAGAACUCGCUGUUUUAAAGUGGCAUCAAGUUGGAUGUUACGCCGUUGCAUUCGCUGAUGUUAGGAUAUCGGAUCAGACGGAGGAAGAAAACUCUACGUCUGACGAUAGUCAACUCACGGGGAGUUCAAGCAUGCGAACGGGCUCUUUGACCCGAACAGGGCUGAGCGUCAAAGAGCAACGGAUAGCUACAGCGAGAAAAACACAUUGGAUUGCAGCAGGGGCGAAAGACGGCAAAAUUAGCUUGUGGGAUAUUUAUUAG